UCGUUGACGACCUCGUGAAAUCAACACUUGGCCGCCUGGGCUCAAGGGUAUGAACAAGAUUCUGCAAUCGGCAUCUUCGGGGGAUAUCCAGGACCCGGGUGACUCGUGACGGUUCAGCGAUUCUAAAGUCCAUCCAGCUCGACAAUCUAGCAGCCAAGGUCCUCGUCAACAUCUCAAAAGUCCAAGACGACAAAGUCGGAGAUGGAAAGGAUAGGCUUGUGUGUGCUAGCAGCAGAGCUGCUGAGUGAAGUAGAGAGGUUGAUUUCAAUGAAGAUACGUCCUCAGACGAUUGCGGAGGGAUACCGGCGGGUCGCGAGCAUUGCUGCGUUUGCGGCACUGGAGAAGGAAGUGAUCGAUCACUCGUAUGUCUUCGCGUUAUUGCAUCGCUCUAAUUUUUCUUCCGGACACGACUUGGUUAUGCUCUCAAAUAGCUCCGAUGCUGUCCAAUUCUGUCAAAAUAUUUUCACGGCCACCACUCGUCGCUGAUAGUGACAUUGCAAGCAUGUUCAACAGACCAGAUCUGAUAAAACAUGGGAAGUGCGAUUUAAUCGAGGAAAUCAUCAUUGGGGAGGAUAAGGUUGGUGUCAUCAUUCACUUGCUGAUUUUGAGCUCAUCAGAAGUCACAACUCAUAAAAUUCUAUGGUGUUUGUGCGGGCGAAGCCUGUACUGUUGUGUCAAAGAGAUACUUAUUCUCUUGGGAGGUGUAUGGUCCGAGAUGUUGAUGAGCUGCGCCGCGGAGGAGGACGCGCGAAAGGUCAAGGGCAAGAAGUCGAUAGCUCAGCUGAGGCAUUUAUUUAGCCAUGCGCUGAGACAAAUCCCAACUAUCUUCGCGGACAACGCUGGCUAUGACUCAAGGGACCUCGUUAUCAGACUUAAAGAAGCACAUUAUAAGGGACAGUCAGAUUCCAGACUCGAUACGAACCAAGGCGCCAUUGGGUGUCACGGAAAGCUAUUAGCUGAAGCCGCAGAUUGUGCUUAGUGCAAGCGAGGCAAGGGGGAUGCUAAUAAGGUAUGCAGCUGUACAGUGCACCUUCCAGAUCAAGAUCUUUCCUUAGACCCUGGGGUGGAUGAUAUUCUACGUGCAAUGCCUCGGAGGCGUGAAAAAGUACUUGGCUAGCAUAAUAUUCAUGUCAUGUUUGAUAACUGCAAUGGCCUCUACAGUG
Messenger RNA from Suillus clintonianus, 1163 nucleotides. RefSeq lists its product as uncharacterized. The transcript has 3 exons. Gene Ontology annotation, biological process: protein folding. Gene Ontology annotation, cellular component: chaperonin-containing T-complex. Gene Ontology annotation, molecular function: ATP binding; ATP-dependent protein folding chaperone. NCBI's taxonomy places the organism in Eukaryota, Fungi, Basidiomycota, Agaricomycetes, Boletales, Suillaceae. The record is from RefSeq and is a predicted model, not a curated record. Bases 365 to 979 code for a protein of 204 amino acids.